This is a messenger RNA of Rhipicephalus sanguineus (brown dog tick), 1608 nucleotides long. Its product is annotated as profilin. Gene Ontology annotation, molecular function: actin monomer binding. The record is from RefSeq and is a predicted model, not a curated record. The transcript has a single exon. Bases 153 to 551 code for a protein of 132 amino acids. Gene Ontology annotation, cellular component: cell cortex. Lineage: Eukaryota; Metazoa; Arthropoda; Arachnida; Ixodida; Ixodidae.
GCGACAAUCGUCUUCUUUCAUCGUCGCAGGUGGCGUUGCAGCUCACGCGGCAUACAAUUGGGGUCGUGCCCACGAGCUCACGUGGUGCACGUUCUGCUGCAGCGUCGAACAGUCGGGCUUCUUCGCAGCACAGGAAAGGCGACGCUCCGAAGAUGUCCUGGCAGGCGUACGUGGACAACCAGAUCUGUGACCAGGUGCAGUGUACGGUUGCUGCUAUCGCCGGGCUGGCGGACGGCGCUAUCUGGGCCAAGUACGAGAAGGAUCCCAACACGGCGAAGGUGACGCAGCAGGAGCUGAAGACUAUUGCUGACACGAUGAAGUCGAAGCCAAGCACUUUCAACGAGAACGGCAUCUACAUAGGAGGGACCAAGUACGUCUGCUUGUCAGCCGAGAACACCCUGGUGCGGGGCCGCAAGGGCAGUUCCGCCUUCAUCGCUGUCGCAACCACCACUUGUCUGCUGGUUGCCGCUACCAUAGAUGGUUUCCCUCCCGGUCAGCUCAACGCGGUCGUCGAAAAGCUGGGCGACUACCUCAGGAGCAACGGCUACUAGAGAGCCAACAGCGGCGAAGGCGGCACCCACGAAGAAGCGUUCGUCUGUUCCUUGCGACUAAGCCUACCGAGCCCCGGCACACGCCUUCACCACCUGCCCCUAAGCCUACCGCGCCCCAGUAUCCGUCUUCACUCGCCCUAAGCCUACCGUGCCCGGCAUCCGCCUUCACCUUCGCUAAGCCUACCGUGCCCGGCAUCCGCCUUCACCUUCGCUAAGCCUACCGAGCCCUGGCAUCCGCCUUCACCUUCGCUAAGCCUACCGAGCCCCGGCAUCCGCCUUCACCUUCGCUAAGCCUACCGAGCCCCGGCAUCCGCCUUCAGACCCCUAAGCCUACCGCACACCGGCACCUCUUUCACCUUUCCUGAGCCUACCCUGCACCCGCUUCACGGACCCGCUAAGCCUACCACACCCUGGCACCCGUCUUGACCUGCCUUGAGCCUACCGAGCCCGGGCCUCCGCCUUCACCGACCCCUAACCCUACCGCGCCCCAGCACCUAUCUUCACUAUACCCAGAGCCUACCGAACCCAGGCAUCUGCCUUCAGACUCCUAAGCCUACCGCAGCCACCCUUCACCUACUGUAAGCCUGCCGAACCCUGGUACCCGCCUUCACUUACUUCCAAGCCUACCGCGACCCCGGUAACUGUCCUCACCGACCCCUUAGCCGGCCGCCGCCGCUGACGUAGCCACCGACUACGUCUUCUGCCCGUGGGACUGCAGCAUCUUUCUUGGUAUUUUCUCUACUUUAUUAUUCUGCCUCUUUUUCUUUUCCGGACUCGUACAGCUAUCCUCCCGAACACUCCUUUCCAAGGUCGAGGUGGCACGCGACAGCCAAGGAAUGAAGACGCUCGCGCUUCGCGCAUGGAACUGCCAACUUUUUUUUCUUAUCCGCCGCUUCUCUUCGCGUGGCACUUUCUAUUUUUUUCUUUAUCAGUUGACUUUCUGCUCUUGUUUUUAUCAGAGCUGCGAUAAUUGCGUGUUGGAAAACCGCAGCUAUUGAAGAGCAUGGAAGCGCUGUGUACCUGAAGUGUCCAUUGAAAUAAAUUUGUAUUCUCAUGU